AUGACAGCUGGAACCGAUCUUGUGAUCCUCGGGGCGACACCCGCAGGCAUUACGACAGCAAUCGCAGCAGCUCGUCUCUCGAAAAGCAGUGUCUUGAUAGAGCGGACGCCGUUUAUCGGCGGUUUACCAGCAAAUGGUUUAGGUGCAACAGAUAUUGCUACGCGCGGCGCUACGGGAGGGCUCUUUCUGGAAUUUGUGGAUCGAAUAAAAGCCCACUAUAUCGAAGUGUAUGGGCUCGACUCGGAUCAAGUCCGCGACUGCGAUGAAGGCUAUCACUUUGAGCCGUCCGUAGCAGAGCAUGUGUUCCACCAAUGGCUUCUGGAGUACCCGCAGAUCCAAGUCCUGACCUGCCGUCAAUUUGAUUUCGAACCCGAAAAUGUAACGCACGAUGCGAACGAGGUCAAAUCAAUUGAGGUCACAAAUCUGAGCACAGGAAAACCGGAGACAAUUCGCGGCCGCUUCUUUGUGGAUGCCACAUACGAGGGAGAUCUCAUCGCCGCAUGUGGGGUGCCAUUCUACGUCGGUCGCGAAGGAGCAGACGUUCACGGUGAAAUUGGAGCGGGGAGAGUUUACAAACUGUGGUAUGGGCCAGAAUUCGCCUGUAGCACUCACGCCGGCGAUAACGCAGUGCAGGCCUACAACUACCGAUUAUGCCUCACCAAAAACCCGAGAAAUCGAGCUGAAAUACAACGGCCAGAGAACUACAGCCGAAGGGAGUUUGCUUCGUUGAUCUACGAUGUCCAGACUGGCCUACAUGCUGGAGUGGACGUUCUGGACAUAUCCGCGGAGCAGGCUGCCCAAAAUAUCAAGCGAGCUGCGCAGAAUUUGCCACCAAUUCCAUAUAAAUUGGAAGGCAUUCAGCGACUUCUUAGCAAUGUCACUUUACCAAACGACAAGGUCGACGGCAACAACCAACACUUUGCGUUGAUAUCAACCGACCUCCCCGAGGAAAAUUGGCCAUAUUCAACAUCUGGCUGGGCCUGGCGAGAUGCAUUUGCAAAGCGGUUGAGAGAAUACACAGAGGGCCUUUUGUACUUUGCACAGCAUGAUGAAGAGCUGCCAGCUUAUUUCCGAGAAGAUUGUCUACAAUGGGGCUGGGCGGCAGAUGAGUACCCUGAGAACGGACACUUCCCGCGCCAACUGUACGUCCGAGAGGGUCGAAGAAUGCAGGGAAAGUAUCUUUUCACGGCAAACGAUUCGCUAGCUAAGCGCCAAGAAGACUGCAAUGGCAGGCCAAAGACAGAUCCCACAGCGAAAGGUGUUGACAUUAUUCAAAGCCCCCCAGACCACAAUACCAGCAUAACCGCGAGCCACUACGCCUUGGACUCUCACCCUGUGCGGAAGCGUGAGCCAGGUCGUGUUCAUCUGGACGGCAUGUUCAGCUAUCCUUGUUCCCCAUACACUGUUCCUUAUGGCGUGAUGGUGCCCAACACCCCUGUCAGCAAUCUUCUUGCACCCGUGCCAGUAUCUGCUACACAUGUUGGAUUCUCCACAUUACGCAUGGAGCCGUGCUGGAUGGCUCUCGGGCAAGCAGCCGGCAUAGCUGCAGCUUUGUGCUUGGACAAGAAUGUCUCUGCGGAGAAUGUCGACAUUGAGAAGCUUCAAUGUGAACUGUUGGACCAAGGAGCUGUACUUAUUUACGAUCCCUGUCUAUGGGAAGAGGGCGUUGGGGCGAAGGAAAGGAGCGCUUUGCAAUGGGAGUGGCUGAGGGCGAGCCGGUUGAACGGAUCCGAGAAACAGUGA
Molecule: messenger RNA, 1743 nt
Organism: Penicillium lagena
Lineage: Eukaryota; Fungi; Ascomycota; Eurotiomycetes; Eurotiales; Aspergillaceae
Product: FAD-dependent oxidoreductase
Exons: 1
Coding region: 1-1743 (580 amino acids)
Source: RefSeq, a predicted model, not a curated record